Messenger RNA from Mus caroli (Ryukyu mouse), 3294 nucleotides. RefSeq names its product GEN1 structure-specific endonuclease (gene Gen1). Gene Ontology annotation, molecular function: 5'-flap endonuclease activity; four-way junction DNA binding. Lineage: Eukaryota; Metazoa; Chordata; Mammalia; Rodentia; Muridae. The record is from RefSeq and is a predicted model, not a curated record.
GAAGGCGCUGGAUUCGAAAUUACUGCCCGGAGCUUAGUGCUAGGGAGAGCAGCAGAAGGCUCCCUCAGCCCUUGGGUUUGUUUGUUUGUUCUAACUUUGUUUGAGGGAAUUCGGGAACUUAGGGGCGGCGGUAGUGGUUAGACUCCGGGCCAGACUGGUAGAUGACAGAAGUGUUCCUUCCACAGCCGCGAAGAGGGGGUGUCUGGAUAACACCAGAUAAUCAACCAUCAGGAUGGGAGUGAAUGACUUAUGGCAAAUUCUAGAGCCUGUAAAGCAACAUAUCCACUUGCAGGAUCUUAGUGGGAAAACCAUUGCCGUUGAUUUGAGUCUCUGGGUAUGCGAGGCACAGACAGUGAAGAAAAUGAUUGGAACUGUCAAGAAGCCCCACCUCAGGAACCUAUUUUUUCGUAUUUCAUAUUUAACUCAAAUGAAUGUAAAACUGGUGUUUGUAAUGGAAGGGGAGCCACCAAUGCUGAAAGCUGAUGUCAUAAGCAAGAGGACUCAGACUCGUUACGGGCCUUCUGGAAAACCAAGGUCUCAGAAAACAGGAAGAUCACAUUUUAAGUCAGUCUUACGAGAGUGCCUUGAAAUGCUAGAGUGCCUGGGAGUGCCCUGGGUCCAGGCUGCCGGGGAAGCUGAGGCCAUGUGUGCUUACCUCAAUGCCAGUGGCCACGUGGAUGGCUGCCUCACCAACGACGGCGAUGCUUUCCUUUAUGGAGCCCACACUGUUUACAGGAACUUCACUAUGAACACAAAGGAUCCACAUGUUGACUGUUACACGAUAUCAUCUAUCAAGAGUAAGCUAGGCUUGGAUCGAGAUGCUCUGGUUGGACUGGCGGUACUUCUUGGUUGUGAUUACCUUCCAAAGGGCGUGCCUGGAGUUGGAAAGGAACAAGCAUUAAAACUUUUGCAGAUUUUCAAAGGUCAAAGCUUGCUUCAGAGGUUUAACCAGUGGAUUGAAGAACCUUGCUACUCUGUUCCACCACCAGCACCAAAAAAAGUGGCUCACUGCUCUGUGUGCUCCCAUCCAGGUUCGCCAAAGGAUCAUGAACGUAAUGGAUGCAUAUUAUGUAAAAGUGAUAAAUACUGUGAACCACAUGAUUAUGAAUACCUCUGCCCUUGUGAAUGGCAUCAGACAAACCAUAAUAGGCAACUAAGUGAAAUAGAAAACAAUAUUAAAAAGAAAGCUUGCAGUUGCGAAGGAUUUCCAUUCCAUGAGGUCAUCCAAGAGUUCCUUUUGAAUAAGAAUAAAAUGUUGAAACCGAUCGCAUACCAAAGACCUGAUUUGUUAUUGUUUCAGAGAUUUACUGUUCAAAAAAUGGAGUGGCCCAGUCACUAUGCAUGUGAAAAAUUGUUGGUGCUUUUGACCCGCUAUGACAUGAUAGAAAGAAAACGUGGUAGAAAGACCUCCAAUCAACUACAGCCAAUUAGAAUUGUUAAACCCCGAGUCAGAAAUGGAGUCCAUUGUCUUGAAAUCGAAUGGGAAAAGCCUGAACAUUAUGUGGUGGAAGAUAGAGAACCUGGAGAACUGAACCUCCUUACAAUAGAAGAAACAUCACUGUUUGAAGCAGCCUACCCUGAUGUUGUGGCUGUCUACCAGAAACAGCUGUCAGAGACCAAAGGGAGGAAACAGAAAAGCAUGAAAAAUAAGCCUAAAGGAAGCCAUUUACCAGAAGCAGAUGAUGUGAUCAAUUCUCAGUCACUUAUGACUUUAAAACCUACAUCUAAAGCCUUCUCCAAGCAAAAUCCCAAAAUUAAUUUGGAAAUUUCUCCAGAUCCUAUUUUAGCACAGGAAUCUACUUCUCCCUCAUUGAAUAGUUUUGUUUCCCCUGAAAAUGCUCCCUGUUUGAUUUUACAAGAACAGUUAGUGCCAUCUCCAAGAACUUUGGCUAUACAGCAAACUAAAGAUGUCAGUCAUUUUCUAGUUUCAGAAUGUAGUCAGCCCAGCUCUUCAUCCCAUGACAUUUCUGUGAUUACUGAUCUGCAAUUGAGUACCAUUGAUUGGGAAGGUACUUCUUUUAGUAAUUCUCCAGCAGUUCAAAGAAACACUUUCUCUCAAGACUUACCAUCAGAAUCUGAGUCAUCGGCCAUCCUUCCUGACUAUGAACAGCUGUCAUAUGAAUCAGAACAAUGUACCUCAGACAGUGAAGGGUCCGGUAGAGUCCUUCAGCAGAGUAACCCUGAAGAGCAGCUCCUUUCUGGCAUCAGUGGUUUACUUCUUCAUGAUUUGCCUCUAAAAGAAAGAAUACGUAUAAAAUCUUCAUGCCCUCAGUAUAAUGUAGGAGCAGAUGCUGACCUGGAAAGUUUGCCCCUAAAAUUGAAAGGCUCUUGUAAUGCUUACAGUAGCUCUGGUGGCUCAUCCCAUUUUUCAAAGGAUCUUACAGGGGUAUAUCUUCACAAAGAGUCCAGAAACUCUAAAGUUCUAGACAGUCGACUCCAAGAAAACUGCAGGGCAAAUACUUCCUUACCUUAUUCUUUCAGUGACAAAGCAGUAAAGACGUCCAGUCUUCAAGUUGGGCUGCCAACUGCUGCUAUACCUCAUAAUCCAAAAGUUGCUGUGAAAACGACUAAGAACCUUGUCAUGAAGAAUAGUGUUUGCCUCGAGAGAGAUUCCUCAGAUGAAGACAAUGCUCCAGGGUCCUGGAAAGCGAAGUAUACUGCUCCAGAAAUGAAACACAGUUCUCAGAAGCACAGCCUAGUCCAUGUCAGAGACAGUACUCACAACAAACUCAGAAAUCCUAAAGUGGAGUCUAUAGAAACCAAACUGUGUAAUGAGUCUUUUAAAACAGCUGGAGAUGAAGAAAACGGGUUCUCAGAUCUAGGGAGAAGUCCUCAGAGUUUUCUACCAUGUCACAACAAAGAUGAGGACUCUACUGCCUCCUGGGAAAAUCCUCUACCUUUGCGCCAGAGGUUAAAACUCAGGCUCCAGAACACUCAAAGUGGAUUUUAUAAUACUUAAGUUUAAUGUGUUUGAAUGCUGGUGGCAUUGGCAGGAACCAAGCAAACUGAUGUUUGGUAGAAAAUGUACAUGAGUAUCUGCUGUUUAAAUCAAAAUUGUAGUCUUAAAAUGUUAACAGCCAAGUAUGGCUAAUGCCUAUAAUCAUAGCAUGUAAGAGGGCCAUGGAGUCCAGAGGAUCAUCCACCAGGAGUGCAGAAUCAUUCUCUGGUCUGGAGAGUGUCAGGCCAAUCUCAGUUAUCUAAGAAAGAAAAACAGUUAAAAGUUUGACUACAAAAGAUGAGCAUCUGGUGACAGCUUCAAAUAAUGUAGAACAUUAAUUAGAACAUUUUAUUCUU